Messenger RNA from Podarcis lilfordi (Lilford's wall lizard), 2411 nucleotides. Lineage: Eukaryota; Metazoa; Chordata; Lepidosauria; Squamata; Lacertidae. The record is from the annotation of a GenBank genome assembly.
UGGUAUCUAAUAAAUCAGUGUCGCCUUUUCCAACCACUGAGACCUUUUAGGUCUUGCCUGCCCAUGUUUUCUGCCAGACCAAAAGAAAAAGAAGAGUUUGUGACUAGCAAAAAAAAUGACAGAUCAGGUCUGCUGCUUGUGCUGGUUGAAUGCUCAUUUUAUUUCUUGCCCCAUUAGACCACACUGCUCCAAUUUAAAUUGUGUCUGUGGAAUCUGAAGUUUAAUUUACCCAGAUAGGUAUUUCUUACUCCUCUUUUUAUUAUAUUUUAGGAAGCCAUCCCUUAAAAGGCCAGACAUUUCAACUAGUGCUUGGCAUCCUUCAGGCUAGGCAGUACCAGUGGGCACAUAUUCAUUCUGUAUAAGAUUUGCAUUGGAACCUCCUGUCCAUUUAAUAUGUAUAUAAUGUGUGUGUUUGCCUGAAGUAACAGAAACCUAAGCACAUGUAACAGUAAAUUGUGGUGUUGAUUCACUCCAAUAGACAUCCUGUUUGAAUGAUCCAUAUCCUAGAGAUGUUCAACCAGGGAUUUGUUAUUAUAGAACUUAAAACUAUAGCAAACAUUCUAUAGCUAAAAAUAAGCAUAAUAGUAUUCUAUUACAUCUGUCAGUUCUAGUAAGCUGUGAUGAAAGAUCUUUUUGUAACCAUAGCAACAGUAUUUGCCAGAUAUUUUAUAAUGCAAUAAUUACUUUAGAAGUGAGCUGCUGAAACUUUCAAUCCUCUGAUAUUUAUACUUUACCUUGAAUCAGUGCUGAGACUCUCUUCAAAUGAUGCAGAUAGCUUUUACCUCUCUCUGUGUUUUUGGUUGAACUGCUAGAUCAUUAGUCAGAAAAAUCAGUUAUCUGAAAGUCAAGAAAAAGCUGUAAACCUCAAAAAGGAUUUGACAGAGAUGCAAGAAUGGAUGACUCAGGCCGAAGAAGAAUAUUUGGAGAGAGAUUUUGAAUACAAGAGUCCAGAUGAGCUGGAAAAUGCUGUGGAUGAAAUGAAGGUGAGAAAACGUGAUUGUGCGAAACGUUAUGUGGGUCUCUAAGUUUAUGUGCAUAUUAUCCAUUAUUAAACAAGAAAUUCCUUUUUUGAAUUGCUUUUGUGAGUUUUUGAAUUUACUUUUUUUUUAUGUUAGCUUUAGAAAACCCUGAGUGAAUAAUAGAAAUGGGUGUGGUGUGAUGUUGGAAAGUAGCUUAGGUUUCAGGAAAUGAUCUUUUAUAAGGCUUUGUGAAAAUGAAGCAAAAUGAAAAAAAAAGAACUGUGAACCUCUGUGUCUAAACCUUUUUUGGAAGGGAGAACGGGAUAUGAAUUAUGAAAUACUGGAACUAAUCAGUGGUGGUGGAGGAGAUCCUAUGUAAUUGUGAGAAGUGGAUCUUACUUGGUCUGGCACUAUUUGCUUAUCUUGGCCUAAUGGUCUGGGACUAUUGCUGGAGUUUCAGGGGCUGGCAGAGGAAGAAGUUGUAGAUCUUGCUAUGUAGCGGGAUUAGGGACAGAAGGGGUUGAAACUAUAUGUUUUCAGAGUGCAGAACUGAAUACAGAGUUAGCAUAGUUGAUGAGGGAACUUUGCACUCUCAAACUGAGAGGGGGCAUAGGAUUCACUGUAAGUAGGUGCAUUUUCCUUUUUCUACCACCACCACUUUCAUCCAAACUUGUGUCAUGAUUUAGUUUUUUGUCAGAUAUUUUUAAUUGCAGUGUCAUGUUGGUAUUUCAGCUCUGUGACAGAAUUGGAAAUAAGACAUGAGAUGGGAGGACCACCGUAACAAACAUAUUUUAUGUGGCUACUCACCUGGGAAAUGUUUUAUUGAAUUGCUUAAAAAUGCUAUGAAUGUAAAGGAUUUUUCUAUAGUGUUGUUUUUGCAAUUUCUGUAACACUGUUUUGGUAAAAAUAUUAAUGAAUUGAAACGGCAAUAGUCUGGCUAUGAAAGAUAGAUCAUGUUCAAAGAAACGUCUUUGCACAUUAUGAAAUCUCAUGCAAUAAUAAAUUAUUUCAGGUGCUACAAGAGUCUUUGUUGUGUUAGAAAUCAUGUCAUUUGACAGCAUGGUGAACAUGACAGCAUGAUGUGAUAAAUAAUACAACAGAGCGUCAAGUGAAACUUCAUGGAGCACAAUGGUUCUGUUCCUGCCAGCUUCUAUAAUGAAAUAUUGAAAAAAAUUGAAUGAGUAGAAACCUCCACUUGUAUACUAAAGACUAAGACUUUGUAAUUGUCUUUGUCAGUAACCAUUUGAUCAGCAAUCACUUUCUUUGGGCAGAGAGCAAAAGAGGAUGUGCUACAGAAAGAAGUGCGGGUGAAAAUUCUGAAAGACAACAUUAAGAUGUUAGCUGCUAAACUGCCAUCUGGUGGUCAGGACUUAACAACUGAGCUUAACCUUGUAUUGGAGAACUACCAGCUACUGUGCAACAGAAUCCGGGGGAAAUGCCACACUUUGGAGG